Messenger RNA from Trichosurus vulpecula (common brushtail), 1574 nucleotides. Its product is annotated as UPF0764 protein C16orf89 homolog. The coding region runs from base 1 to 999 and encodes 332 amino acids. The record is from RefSeq and is a predicted model, not a curated record. The transcript has 8 exons. Gene Ontology annotation, cellular component: cytosol; membrane. Lineage: Eukaryota; Metazoa; Chordata; Mammalia; Diprotodontia; Phalangeridae.
AUGAACUUAGUGGUGCUGCUGCUGCUAAUGCUGCUGUUACCACCCCUGUCUCUCCAAAAUUCAAACCCCUCAGACACCAAGGUUGCCACGGGGAAAGUGAUCCUUUCUGCCCUGGAGAAAGCCACCUCCUAUUUUGAGAAGAGAUAUAGAGAAUUUAAUCUGGAUUCAUUGGUGGGAUUUUUGAUGCUAAAAGAACAGCUAACUGGAGUCCUGGAAAAAUGGGCCCAUGACCCUCAAGUGAAAUCCGUGACCUUGAGUGUGGAGGAGCUACUAAAAAGGCUGUCAAUAAUCAUCCCCAGAGCCAAAGUUUUCCUCAAAAUUGUUGACUUCAAAUAUUUAAAAGAAUUCCAAGAGACUCUACGGCCAAAGUUUUGGAAGCUUCCUCAUUCAUGGAGUCACACAAAUACUUCCAUGAUCUACUCCAAGUUUGACAACUCAAAUCCUUUUCCAGCAAAAUUCAGUGAUUCAUGCAUGACACUAUUACUAGGAACCAAGGAGAAGAAUGGACAGCCCUGCAGAAUCACUGACUAUUGCAUGGGAAUUAUGACUGCCCCUGGAAGAAGUGGCGAAGAACUGGUUAAACAGCUCUUCUACUUCCUAAUAGCCAAAAUGAAAGAAUGCUCAAAUGAUCUGUUCCUCCGAUCAAAAUACUACAUGGACGUCUUUUGCGCUAACAUGAUGGAAUUGAACUUGAGAAGAGAAAAAAAUGGACUCUCAUUCAGAAAUAGAAGUUUCUUCAUGACAUAUAUCAUGCUCUGUGGAUUUUCUGGGUACUCAGAUUUCUACAAGAUCCAAUGGAUUAAGACUAUUCUCAACUGGCAGAAUUCUGAGGAAGGAUGCUACUGGAAGAUUUUUGUCGUUGGAAACCAACCAUUAAUGAGAGGCAAUCGCCCUGAAGGUGGCUGUUCUUCCCUGAAUACAGCAGCAGCAGUUGCUUCCUUGGGUGGAUUUCUUUAUUACUUUACAGAAAAUUCGCAAACCAUCAAGAAGUUACAUUAAUGCCUUACAACAACCAACCAGCAACUAAAAUGAAUGACUCUGUACCUGAUAAUCCUUUUUGUAAUAUGUUCCUUUGGGUCCUGAGUUUGCAUAUAUUUCUAAGGAAAGAGAUCAGCAAAGUACAGGUAACAGAUUAGGAAAACCUUGUGUUAUUCUAAAUCAAAGCUAGUAAAGAUAGAAAGAACAGAGUAACAAUAUUAAUUGUUUCCAGCAAAAUGAUUUCAUGAAUGAUCCCCAGGAAUAAUUAAAGUCAGUUGGAUUCAACCCAUUUUAAGCACCUUUUAUGUGCAGAGAACUGUGGUAGGUGCUAGGGGAGAUACAAGGAUGAAUAAGUAUUGCUUUUCUCACAGAGCUUAUACUUCACAGCACUUGCUUACUGAGGGAGCCCCCCAGAACAUUUCCUUAUCACAGUCAUUUUGGUCUCAUAAAUAAUGGUAUCUGAUUUUAAAUAAUAAAUGAUUAUUCACAAUGUCCACAAAUAAGGACUCUUAUCUCAAUGGACUUACCAAGCAUGGAUUAUUAAACACUUCUUCAUACUCUGCUGACGAUCCCUUUUGGGGAGGGAUCCUAAAUAU